ACAGUGGCUAUCAAGAAAAGGUCCAGAGUUCCUGGGGUUAUGAUCACUCAGUAUGUUGAGGUACUGCCUGCAGGAAAGUCAACACCUGACUUCACCCGGAAGCCUAUGGCUGUAACUGUUCAAGAGGGUAAAAAAGCGAUGUUCAAAGCUAUGGUUAGUGGAGAGCCGGCACCAACUGUAACAUGGGGGCGUAAAAAGGGCAACAUUGAUGACCCAGAAAAGUUCAAAACCAGAUAUGAUCAAAGAGCUCAAGAGCACAUUCUUGAGAUACUCACUGUAAAACCUGAUCAAGCAGACACCUACAAAUGCUUUGUCACCAAUGAGUAUGGACAGGCUGUCUGCACUGCACCUCUCAGUGUUAUUGAAGUUGGCAUCAAGAAGAAAGGCAAAGCAGAUGGACAAACACCACAAGAUUUCAGAUCGAUGCUUAAGAAAACUGUUGUUGUCACCAGAAAAAAACAACUCCCACCAAAAAAAGAGGGAGAAAUUGAUCCUAAGCUCUGGGAACUGCUUCUCAGUGCACCAAAGAAGGACUAUGAAAAAAUCUGUUUGGACUUUGGCGUUACUGACUUUCGCUGGAUGCUGAAGAGACUCAACCAGAUGAAAAAGGAAAGGAAAGAUGAGCAAGCAAAGGUUGUGGAGAAACUGGAAAAUGUGAAACAAAUAGAAGUAAAACCCAAUGGAAAAGCCGAAUUUAGCCUCGACAUGAAACUAUGGGAUCCCAACAGUACAAUUAACUUAUACAAGGAUGGAACAUUGGUUCCAUAUGGUGAUGAUGAAAAUUCAAAACACAGCCUUAAGAAAACAGGGACAAAGUAUGUUUUCAGCAUCAAAAGUCCUCAGCCAGAAGAUUCUGGAUUUUACCAGGUUGAUGUUGAAGAGGCCAAUGUCCUUGCAACUGACUUUCAAGUGCCUGCUGUGGACUUCAUAGCAAAGAUUAAAGAUGUGAAGGCCUUUGAAAGUGAGGACGCCAUCUUUCAAUGUCUCUUGUCAACACCCCUCAACAGAAUUACCUGGUCAAAACAGGACUCGUCACUUGAACAUGGUGGGAAAUAUGAGAUCACUGUCUCAGAGGACAAACUUAUUCACACGUUGAGAGUUAAAGAUUGUAAAAUGGCAGAUAAUGGAGCAUAUUAUGCUAUUGCUGGGAUAACUUCCAGCAGUGCCUCACUCACAGUGGAAGCUAAUUCAAAUGGUAAAGGCCGAAAGGGCUCCCAAGCUGGGGAUCAAGAUGACCUGACAAAACUAGCACUGGAACAGAAGGCCAAGCUCCAAAAAGAGAAAGAUGACAUGGAGGCAGCCAGACGAGCACAGGCUGAAAGGGAUGCUGCAGAUGCAGCACUGGGGGAUGGAGGGGAUGGAGGAGAUGGAGAUGGAGAUGGUGAUGGUUCUGGUGAUGUGUCUGGUGAUGUGUCUGGUGAUGUGUCUGGUGAUGUGUCUGGUGAUGUGUCUGGUGAUGGUUCUGGUGAUGGUUCUGGUUCUGGUGAUGGUUCUGGUGGGAAGACUGAUGGAAACGAGGGAGAUGGAGGUGACAAGAAUAAGAACCUCCUGACAGAUGAAGAUGGUGAAAAUAAAAAGGAUCAUACAGAUAAGAAAAAGAAGCAAUUACGAACUGGCCCUUUGGUUCCUGAUACUGUUACAGAUCGAGGCGUUCAGUUUGUCAGUGGGCUGUCCGAUACUGUUGCUAAUAUUGGUGAACGGGCAGAGCUAUCUUGCAAACUAACAAGUGAGACCUCUGAGGGACGUUGGUAUAAAGAUGGGAAGCUGAUAACCAAUGAGGAUGGGGUAAUAAUUAUCAAAGAUGGAGCCUGUCACACGUUGAUAAUUGAUUGCUGUAAAAAAGAUGAUGGAGCUGUGUACCGCUUUGAAGCUGAAGGCCGUAAAUCAGAAGCAAUACUUAAUAUUCAAGACCCACCAAAAAUCGACGCUGAGGCUCUAGGAAAUUUCACAAAGCCAGUCAUUAUAAAGGCAGGUGAAAAUGCAGAAUGGAAGCUGCCAUUCUCAGGUGCGGGACCAAUGAAUAUACAAUGGUACAAGGAUGAUGACGAGCUUUUGCCUGCUCUCAAUGUGAAGAUUGAAAUAUCAGCUACUGAGAGCAGACUACACCUUGCUAAGUGCCAAAGGAAAGAUGGUGGAGAGAUCAAAAUAAAAAUAAAAAAUGAAUUUGGUACAACAGAAGCAAUUUCCAAACUUAUAGUACUGGACAAACCCACACCACCACAAGGACCUGUGGACAUUAUGGAAAGUGCUGUAACAUCUGUUGAGUUCAAAUGGAAACUGCCAAAACAUAGUGGUGGAUGCCCGAUCACAAGCUAUAUCAUAGAACGCCAACAAGUCGGGCGCAAUAAAUGGUCAAAUCUCGGUGAGAUCCCUGGCAGCAACCCAAGUUACAAAGAUUCAGAUGUGGACCCUGGAAGGAGAUACUGCUACCGGAUCAGAGCCAAGAAUGCAGAAGGCGUCAGUGACUACCUGCAGACAGAGGACAUACCUGCUGGUGUAUUACGUUAUCCUGGACCCCCGACAGCACCUAAAGUGAUCAGUGCCUUUAAAGACUGCAUCAAUCUGACAUGGUGUCCUCCAUGUGACACUGGAGGGACCAAAAUAGUGGGAUACAAUUUGGAAAAGAACAAGAAAGGCACUAAUUACUGGAGCCUCGUAAACCAAGGAGGGCCCAUUACAGGCACAAAGUAUGCAGUGAAAGAUGUUUUUGAAGGGGCAGCAUAUGAAUUUAGGGUGUCUGCUAUCAACCUAUCCGGUGCUGGAGAUCCUAGUAUUCCAUGUGACACAGUAAUUGCAAGAGAUCCAAUGAAACCCCCAGGCAAAGUCACAGACCUGAAGUUAACAUCCUCCAAUUACACGACAUUUUCACUGGCUUGGACUAAACCUAAGGAAAUCAAAGGAGUAGAGGAGGAAGCCCAAGGGUACUACGUGGAGAUCAGACCAAUAGAGAGCCUUGAAUGGACCCGCUGUAAUGCCAUCCCAAUUACUCUAACUUCCUACACCGUGCUUGGCCUGAAGGCAAUGGCUACAUACUGGGUGAGAGUAAUUGCCACCAAUUAUGGAGGUGAUGGAGAACCUCAGGGCUUUGACAAUUACAUCAUUGCCAUGCCUCCUCCUGUAAGGCCAAAGUUUAAAGAUCGCAACAUGAAGAACUUUGUGGUGGUAAAAUCUGGGAACACAGUCCGUCUGAACGUCAACUUUGAGGCCUCCCCCCUGCCAGAAAUUUCUUGGCUAAAAGAUGGUAUUCCGGUGCCCAAACACGUAACAAUUACUAACUCUGAUAAAGGCUCUCAACUGUUAAUCCCAACAUCCGAGCGGCCUGACAGUGGCAUCUACACCAUCACUGUCAAGAACAUGGUUGGCCAGGAGAGCUUUAAUAUUGAAAUCAGAGUUACAGAUGAUCCAAGGGCUCCAGGUCCAGUGGAGCUGGAUCAGAACAUCCCAGGAACAGUGACUCUGUCCUGGACUCCCUCUCCAGAUGAGAGAAGGGAUGACAGACUGCACUACAUGGUAUCCAAGCGGGACUCCUUCAAACGCACUUGGAGGACAGUGGCAGACAAUCUCUUCAACAAUAAGUUCACAGUUGUCAACAUUCUGCCUGGACGAGAGUAUUACUUCAGGGUAUUUGCUAAAAAUGACAUGGGUCUUUCACCGCCUUCUGAAUCCCCUGUGUUUAAAACCAAAAAGGAAAAAGGAAAAUUCAAAGUCAACACGCCAGUGACAAAACCCUUAGAUUUCCAGUCACCUCCAGCAUUUAUUGUUCCCCUGAAGAGACGUACUGCUCCACAGGGUUACGAGUGCUACAUGAGCUGUGCAGUUAAGGGUGAUCCAGCUCCACGCGUAACCUGGUACUGCAACAAUAUCAGCCUGAACACAAACACCAACUACCAUAUCACCAAUGUAUGUGGAGUCUGCUCCAUGCUCAUACUGAGGGUAGGGCCCAAAGACAACGGGGAAUACAAAGUCAUUAUUGAGAACAAACUGGGGAAAGCGGAGUCCUCAAUGACACUCAGUGUCAGAGAGUGAAGAGGAGUUGCAGCUGCUGGACAGAAGCUGAACCAAC
Messenger RNA from Micropterus dolomieu (smallmouth bass), 4063 nucleotides. Its product is annotated as immunoglobulin-like and fibronectin type III domain-containing protein 1. The transcript is spliced from 22 exons. NCBI's taxonomy places the organism in Eukaryota, Metazoa, Chordata, Actinopteri, Centrarchiformes, Centrarchidae. Gene Ontology annotation, molecular function: protein binding. The annotation marks the transcript as partial. The record is from RefSeq and is a predicted model, not a curated record.